This is a messenger RNA of Aegilops tauschii subsp. strangulata, 2044 nucleotides long. Lineage: Eukaryota; Viridiplantae; Streptophyta; Magnoliopsida; Poales; Poaceae. The record is from RefSeq and is a predicted model, not a curated record.
UUCAUUUGAUAGUGUCACUAACACAGCAAGCUUCUCUUACAUAAUCUGGAAAGAUGAUCAAAUUGUUUAUUCAGAGGUUUUCUCGGGCCUUGUGUGCUCUUCACCGGUCGAAGCGGAAAUGUAUGCCGCGUAUGCCCUUCUGUACAAAGCGGAACAGUUGAAGAUACGCAAAUUGCUUCUAUGGACUGAUUCCAGAACAACAGCGGAAGUCCUAACUGGCGAGCAUCCAAUCAAUAGGGGCGAUAAGCACCGUGAUUUUUAUCUAACGUUAAGGCGAUGAGAACGCGGUUCAGUUGGUUGAUGGUAACUUGGAAACCGAGAGAAAUGAUGUUUUUUGCGGAUGAUCUUGCAAAUCUUGCUAAGCUCCCUAUCAGUGAUUUACCUUCUGCUGUUAAAGUUGCUCUUCUGAAAUGGGCCAGCCACCUCCGGGGUUUACCAGUCUACAGAGUUGAACGGACAAGUAUCACACAAACAGCUGUCAAGAAAUUUAAGAAAGUAAUAUUGGAUGAUGAAACUUAUGGCGUGAAGGGCCCUGACGUCUAUUUUGUUGAAAUCGAAGAGGGCCGUAAGUUGGAAUGCUUGGUUGCGCUUAAACAGGCUCUCAAGCCAAGUCAACUGACAGUGGCCCUUGACAGUUAUGAUGAUAAGUGUGAUUCGUUCAAGGAACAAUUGGGAACUGUCACUCUCAAGAAAUCACGCACAAAUCUUGGUUCAGGGCCAAUGCCUGGUACAUGCAGCAGUUUCACUAGUGAAUCUCUUCCCGCAUUGCCACCGCGUGAUGCGUCCAACACUUCAUCAACCAGCAAAUCUGUGAAUGGGUCUCCCCCCUCUAAAGAUUUGAUGGUGGUGUUGGAUUAUUCAGUUCCUAGGGAUCUUUAUUAUGACGGUGGUGCUUUUCAUGUGGUGCUCGUUACGCCGAGUGAGCGUGAGAGUAUGACUGAGGAGAUCCCAGAGUUGACUGCAUUAGGUUUUGUGUACUUCAAUGAUGUUUGAUUCCCAUUGAAUGAUGUGAAGAAAGAGGAAGCGCAAGAAGGUCAGAAGUAAAAGCAAUGAGGUGCGUAUAUAAUCCACUUGAGUGCAUUAAUGUGUUUGUUAAUGAUGUCCUGUUUAUAACUUGUUAGAGAGGCUAUGGUGGUUAGGAGGUAGUAAUAAUUGGUGCUAGCUCUGUACACUAGUGUAGGACGUUUCAGUUUGAACUGCAAAAACGUCUGAAUUAGUGUACAAACGGAGUAGUUGGUUAGUUCAUACCUUGUCACGGCUUGUUGUCGUAAAUGGUGGUUAUAGGAGACAGUAAUAAUUGGUAGAGUAGUUGUUGAGUUCAUUUGGAUUUGGUGUUACACUACUUGUUGUCAGUUAACUUGCUGCUGCUGUUACCCUAGCAGCCAGCGGGCUGAUGAAUGUGUGCAGAAAAUACCUGGUGUACAGUGGAAGCUUGGGGCUCUGAAGGGUGAGAAGAUUUUGCAUUGAAGCAGUUUUAUCAGCCAAACGGCGGCUUGUUGUGCCAAGUAGUACUCCCUUUCGUUCCUAAAUAUACAGCGUUUUGCUAGUUCAAUUUGAACUAGCAAAACGUCAUAUAUUUUAGGAACGGAGGGAGGACAUAUGUUGUAGCUGGUCUGAGCACAUGAUGUUGUGCGCUGAUGGUGGUACAUGUGCUGAAAGUAGUGUAGCUGGCACUAGCUUCGAAUCAGCUGUGUAAUGGAGUAUAAAUUUACAUCAAGACAUCCUAAUACUAUGCGAUGUAGUCUAUCUAGCUGGUACAGUAGCUCUGAAUCAGCUCAUGUUAUGCUUCCAUUUCUCUACCUGCAUCACUUGCUAUUGCCAUGUGGUAGAAUUUCCUUUGGUCGGCCCUUGUGUUUGGGAGAAAAAUCCUUGUAGAAAAGGAAUUGCCAUGUGGUGGUAGAAUCUCCCUGUCUUUGAACCCUAUCCCCAGGCUCGGGAUGGCGUUUGCAGAGAAGGAAAGGGGAUUGGUCUGAAGCGAGGCUCUGCUCAAGAGGCUGCUGAAUCAGGCCAUUGGGGAAUCCAUGAGCUCGAAUUCAAUGAGCUC